AUGGACCAAGUGAAAGCCAAGGCCGAUGCAACCAAGCAGGGGCUUGGCUCUGCUCUGCAGAAGGGAAGCUCUGCUGUUCAGAGUGCCACGAAAGGAGUGAAGAAAGCCGUCAAGAAAACGAAAUCUGGCGUGAAGGAUCGGAUGCAUGCCGUUGGCGAUGUUGUAAAGGAUGCCUCCGAGAAAUCUCGCGGUAUGCUAGGUUCCAGUGCUUCACGCACCCGAAGCGGAGGAGGGUCUGUGUUACCUGAAGAACGAGAAGAACCUGUGGUGACGGAAUCCUCGCCACUUUUGAGUCCAGAAGACAAAAAAGAUGAUGGGAAUCAAGAUGACAAAAAAGAAGCGUUUGCUGAGACUGGCUCUACGGAAAGCAAAGAGGACGAAGACAAGGCAACCAUUCUAUCCAAUAUCUUAAACUGGAUCCACCAGAACAAUCAACCAGUGCUGGCCGCCAUUGGUGCCGUUGCAGUUUAUCAGCUCUUGGCGGGAGGGUAUCAAGAUGUCUGGAACAACUCAGUACCUAUUCCCAUGUUUGCUGUGUGGAUAUCACUUGGACUCUUGAUUGGUGGAGUAUUAGGAAGACUCCAGGCCAUUGAGGAAAUGGAGAUGUUACAGAGGAAGAAGGAAGCAGCGAGGGCCUUGGAAAGAAGAGAAACAGAAGACAAUAUGGUCGAAAGUGCUCCCGGUAGUGUGAGAUCCCUUCAGAAAGCAGCGAAGGUGUUUAGAAAGCCGUGGACUACCCUGAGGCGAACACACACAAAACGUACGGAAAAGAAAAGGUGGAGAGCCCAUGAUAAGGUUAAUUUGGUGUCUCAAUCCAUGACAAAAGCUCUGUUUGGAGUGGUACCCAAGGAGCAGAGAAAGAGUCUGAUGCAGGUGGGAGUCACCGAAGAGCUUCUCCAAGAGGCACAGACCCAAGAUGAGAGCAUGGAAAUGUUAGGAAGUGCCAUCGACGAUCCUGAUAAGCUUCGGGCCAAGAGUCUGGAGCAAGACUAUGUCGAGACUCUGUGCCCUUUGCGUGGUAUUGACAUAUUCCAAACGGAAUGUCCUGACAGCGACUUGGCAACACAUCCCUUUUUGAUUGAGCACGGGUUGCGAGAACGGCCUACAUUUAUUCUCAACCUCGUCACUCAAUGGGGCAAUGUGACCAUGUAUUACGAGUUCCCAGACUGGCUGCAAGAUUGGGACAACGUGCCUCCUGAAACGGAAAACGACCGGGAAGAUACAAUUGCCUUGAAGAGAUUUCUUGCUGGUGACGAGGAAUACCGAAGCAAACGACUAAAGUUACUACCCGUUCUUGUUGAUGGUCCUGGCCCGAUCAGAUUCGUUGCGCCCGCGAAGAAAACCUUCACAGUCGUCCGACCAACCCUGCCUUGUACGUGGAAACAACACGACGCAGUCAAAGAUGCCGAUGGGAAUAUCACUCAGCAUUGUUGUUUGGAGUUGGUGGGAGACGUCAUGGUGGACAGAGGAAUGAGGACCGCUGCGGUCUUGGUCAAACGAUAUCUGGGUUCCAUCGUUGGGGACUGUGCCCUGUUGCUGGAAAAACCCGACGACCAAAAAGAGGAAGAACCCAGAGCUUGCCUCGGCCUGUGCCGAUUUGAUCGCAUCGUGGUUGAGUCCUGCCCGGACAUGCCGCCCAGAGAGGACGAGGACAAGACGGAGGAGGAACGAGACAUGCGUCGGGCCAGUAUGUUCAUGGGGAAGCCGUUGGUGCUGGACGAGUAA
Seminavis robusta is the source of this 1725-nucleotide messenger RNA. The record is from the annotation of a GenBank genome assembly. Lineage: Eukaryota; Bacillariophyta; Bacillariophyceae; Naviculales; Naviculaceae.